AGCAGGGCGGCGAUGAUGACCGGCCAAUUGGACUCAUAGACCACCUCAUAUAGCUAGAUUCACACCUCUCCGGUCCACUUCUCUCACACACAACCGCGCUUCAUUAACCACCGUGGACCGGGAAUGGAUUCUAGGGUCCUGAUUGAACCGGGGGUCCCCACACCGGACUCCACCGCCCGGGCGCCCUGGAACAUCAGCUCCAUCAGCCCACACCGGCUUAUGGAGCUUUCCCCUGUCCCUACAGCUGGAUCACUGGUUCCAAGCCACCCAUUUCCAACGGUAGACGUCCCUGACCACGCUCACUACACCAUCGGUGUUGUCAUCUUGGUUGUGGGCAUCACAGGCAUGCUGGGAAACUUCCUGGUCGUAUAUGCUUUCUGCAGGAGCCGGAGCUUGAGGACACCAUCCAACAUAUUUAUCAUUAACUUGGCAGUCACAGACUUCCUCAUGUGUCUCACUCAGACACCCAUCUUCUUCAUCACCAGCAUGCACAAGCGAUGGAUCUUUGGAAAGAAAGGUUGUGAGUUGUAUGCCUUCUGCGGAGCACUGUUUGGUAUCUGCAGUAUGAUGACACUGAUGGUGAUUGCGGUGGACCGGUAUGUGGUGAUCACCAGGCCUCUGGCCUCCCUGGGGGUGAUGUCUCGCAGGAAAGCCCUGAGCAUUCUGGCUGCUGCCUGGGUCUACUCCGUAGGCUGGAGCCUGCCCCCCUUCUUCGGCUGGAGUGCAUAUGUCCCAGAGGGUCUGAUGACGUCUUGUUCCUGGGACUACAUGACGUUUACCCCGUCUGUCCGCUCCUACACCAUGCUGCUCUUUACCUUCGUCUUCUUCAUCCCUCUCUUCAUCAUCAUCUUCAGCUACUGCUGCAUCUUCAGAGCUAUCAGACACACGACGCGAGCGAUAGCAAAGAUCAACAGUCAGGGAACCAGAGACUCUGCAAAGAGGUUCCAUAAGAUGAAGAGUGAAUGGAAGAUGGCCAAGAUCGCACUCAUCGUCAUCCUGCUAUUUGUCAUCUCCUGGGCCCCUUACUCCUGCACGGCCCUCACUGCAUUCGCUGGGUACGCAGACUUGUUGACUCCGUAUAUGAACUCUGUUCCUGCUGUGAUCGCCAAAGCAUCUGCGAUCCACAACCCCAUCAUAUAUGCCAUAACACACCCCAAAUACAGGUCAGCACUCAGCAGGUAUAUUCCCUACCUCGGGGUAUUGCUGUGUGUUACUGGCCGAGACCGUUUCAGCAGCAGCAGUUUCCAGUCCACCCGCCGAUCAACCCUCACCAGCCAAUCAGAGUCCAAAGGCCCCAGCAAGCCCCGCAACUCCUCCCUGUCUGAUAGCGAAUCAGCCCACUUCUCAGACACGGAGGAGGACUGCUCGUCUCGGGCACCCGUCAUUCGUCAGUUGUCUGGCGAUGUGAAACAGGUGCGCCAUGCCAGCCAGAGGUCAAAGGUGAGAGGUCACAACACGGGAGAGUUUGAGAGAACCGCUGCACACAACCCCACUGACCCGGCCAUAUGUCACCUCUCACAGAUCACAACUGUGACAGAGCCUGAAGACAUCUCCAUGUCGGACAUCAGUCUGCAGCCAACCAGUCAUCUGCCAGCUACUCUGGAUAACGUGAUGGAGGAGUCUGGGCCAAGGACUGCGUGUAAGACAUCACCCGUCGUUGUAACCUCCAUUUCCAGCCCGUCGAUACUGCAUAGUCCCCCAGGUUUCCAUGGCAGCCUCAAAUUGACCAAAACAUACAGCCCAGUUGCAAAGGAGUCCCUUGACAUAGCCAGACUGGAGACAACAGCAUUACCCUAAACAGCUGGACAGAAGUGCAACAGCAGUGUGUAACCGUGUGUCUGUGUUUCAAUAUUUCCCUCCCUGGGACUUUUCUGUACCAGCAUGUUGUUUGCUAGUUAUGCUAAAUCAAGACCAGAGCAUGCCCUUUAUUCAUCUGUCUUUGCAUAC
Messenger RNA from Epinephelus moara (kelp grouper), 1947 nucleotides. RefSeq names its product melanopsin-A-like. The transcript is spliced from 11 exons. Bases 124 to 1797 code for a protein of 557 amino acids. Gene Ontology annotation, molecular function: G protein-coupled receptor activity. Lineage: Eukaryota; Metazoa; Chordata; Actinopteri; Perciformes; Serranidae. Gene Ontology annotation, cellular component: membrane. The record is from RefSeq and is a predicted model, not a curated record. Gene Ontology annotation, biological process: visual perception; G protein-coupled receptor signaling pathway.